Messenger RNA from Cornus florida, 2349 nucleotides. RefSeq names its product serine/threonine-protein kinase PBL27-like. Gene Ontology annotation, biological process: protein phosphorylation. Lineage: Eukaryota; Viridiplantae; Streptophyta; Magnoliopsida; Cornales; Cornaceae. The record is from RefSeq and is a predicted model, not a curated record. The transcript has 5 exons. The coding region runs from base 320 to 1843 and encodes 507 amino acids. Gene Ontology annotation, molecular function: ATP binding; protein kinase activity.
UAGUAUAUUUUUGUAUUAUAUUUUUUUCUGCCUUGUUUCUUUACCUUCUCUUCAACCAUUUGUUUCUUCGAUUUGGUGAUCUGUUUCCUAAGACAACGGGUACUUGAUCUUUGUUCUUGUUCUAAUUGGUCACUGAUGAGUGACUGGUGACUGAGAAUUCUGCAAUGAGAAUUCUAGAGAGAGAAUGAGUGAUUGAUUGGGAUUUUUUUUUCCCAGAUGGGGUUUUGACGUUAUGAGCGGUGAUUGUUGAAAGGGUUGAGUUAUAUACUCAUAUUGAGAUAUAUAUUUGUUGGGUUUUCGGAUUUGUUUUGGAUUUGAUAUGGGUUGGUGUUUUCCAUGUUUUGGAUCGUCAAACAAGGAAGGGAAUGGUGUGAAAGAAGUGGUGAAGAAAGACUCUGUAAAGGAAGGUUCAGCAGCUCAGUCUCACCAUGUGACCAGAGUUGGUUCAGAAAAAUCAAAAUCUCGGAGUGGUUCUGAUACUAAGAAGGAACCAGCAGUUCCAAAAGAUGGACCAAUGGCGAAUAUUGCUGCCCAAACAUUUACAUUUCGUGAGCUUGCUGCUGCCACAAAGAACUUUAGACCAGAAUGCCUGCUGGGUGAAGGUGGGUUUGGACAUGUUUAUAAGGGCCGCUUAGAGAGCACAGGACAGGUAGUUGCAGUGAAACAGCUUGAUCGGAAUGGCCUUCAAGGAAAUAGAGAAUUUCUGGUAGAGGUUCUCAUGCUUAGCCUCUUACAUCACCCAAACCUCGUUAAUUUGAUAGGUUAUUGUGCUGAUGGAGACCAGCGUCUCCUUGUUUAUGAGUUUAUGCCACUAGGAUCGCUGGAGGACCAUUUACAUGAUUUACCACCGGAUAAAGAACCUCUAGACUGGAAUACAAGGAUGAAGAUUGCAGCAGGUGCGGCAAAAGGAUUGGAAUAUUUGCAUGAUAAAGCAAACCCUCCUGUCAUAUACAGAGACUUAAAAUCGUCCAACAUCCUUCUUGAUGAGGGCUAUCACCCCAAGUUAUCGGAUUUUGGUCUUGCAAAACUGGGUCCCGUUGGUGAUAAAACUCAUGUCUCCACACGGGUGAUGGGAACCUAUGGUUAUUGUGCUCCUGAAUAUGCCAUGACUGGUCAACUAACUCUGAAGUCUGAUGUCUAUAGUUUUGGAGUCGUCUUUCUUGAACUCAUUACAGGACGCAAGGCUAUUGACAACACGCGCAUCCCUGGAGAGCAUAAUCUUGUUGCAUGGGCAAGGCCACUUUUCAAGGAUCGAAGGAAAUUCCCGAAAAUGGCUGAUCCACUGUUACAAGGCCAUUUCCCAAUGCGGGGACUUUACCAAGCACUGGCUGUUGCAGCCAUGUGCUUGCAAGAACAAGCUGCUACAAGGCCUUUAAUAGGGGAUGUUGUGACUGCUCUGACAUAUUUAGCCUCUCAAACUUAUGACCCAAAUGCAGCCACUGCCCAGAGUAAUAGGGUUGGUCCAUCUACUCCUAGGAGCAAGGAUGAUAGAAGGAAUAUGGCAGAUGGGCUUGAUAGCCCAGACGAGCCUAGACGGCAUGGUUCCCCUUCCACCCAUAAGAAUUCUCCUGAUUUCAGAAAGAAAGAGUCUGUAGGCACUGGUGCACGGUUAGGAAGGAGUGAAACCAGUGGUGGGUCUGGAAGGAAAGGCAGCAUGGAUGAUUUAGAGCAUCAGGAAUCUCAGAGAGACAGCCCUGUAAGUAUGGGGAGAGCAAGAGAAACACCCAGGAACCGAGAUGUAGACAGACAGCGUGCAGUUGCGGAGGCAAAAAUGUGGGGUGAGAAUUGGAGAGGGAAAAGAGGGGCAAAUGCAACGGGUAGCUUUGAUGGUACAAAUGAGUAAUUAAACUGAAUCACCGAGGUAAUGUCGAAUUGGUCUUUAUAGGGGAACAACUGUUGUAUUCCUCCAAGGGUCAUCAUGAAGAAAACGGAAAAUUUGCUGAUGUGUCAUCCUUUACUAUCUUGGUUUUCCAUAAUCCCCAGGGAAUAAUGGCUCGUGUCCAACUUUGGCUGUCAUUGGUUGUCCUGUAUCAUUCUUCUUGUGCAGUAUGGUACCGAAUGAUUCAAUUAUGUGGUGAAGGAGAGACGGUUAAAAGAAGGAAUCGGAUGAGGGUUAGUGUUUGAUUUUGGGCAUUUUUCAGGUAACACCACUGCAGAAUGUUGUAUGGUAACAUGUUAAUCUAUGUAUUUAUGGCUUUCAAGAGUUGAUGAUAAAGAAGAAAAGUUGGAAAGACGCCCAAAUUUGCCCUAAUGUCUUGUAUGUUGUGGGAAACAUGGUGGGUUUGGUUUGGGUGUCUCAUUGUUCCAUUGGCACAUUUUGAAUAUUCAUAUACAGUCUUUAUUGUAUGA